CAGAAGAGAAUAGAGACGUCAUAAGGAGAGUAAGGAAGGAGCAAUGGGAAAGGGAACUUGCUCGAGGGUGGCGGAGGCUUGGCAGCGGCUGGAAGGCGGGCUGAACUGUACUGUCUCAAAAAGCCGACUGGGUUGCCACUUCAAGCUCGAUGCCAGAAAGACGACGUUCACCAAAGAGCUCCGCUCCGGCCUAGCCACCUUCCUUACCAUGGCCUACAUCAUCUCCGUCAACUCCUCUAUCCUCGUCGACUCUGGCGGGCCGUGCACGGUCCACGACUGUACAACCGACCAGCUCGCCCACCCCGGGUUCCACCCGGAUUGCCGACUGCGGCCUAACCCGGGCUACGAUCGUUGCCUCGCGGAAACCAAAGGUGACCUCGUUGUCGCGACCGCUGCUGCCGCCGCUAUUGGUUCCCUUGUUAUGGGUGUCGUUGCGAAUCUCCCCUUCGCUCUCGCCACCGGAAUGGGCGCCAACGCAUUUUUCACCUACAAUAUGGUGGGCUUUCACGGCACCGGCCCGCUUACCUACGGAGAAGCACUCGCCGCAGUCAUGCUGGAAGGCGCGGUCUUCCUCGCCAUCUCCGCGCUAGGCCUCCGCGGCCGCCUAGCCCGUCUGAUACCGCGAGGUAUCCGCCUGGCUUCCGCAGCAGGCAUCGGUCUUUUCCUCGCCUUCACCGGCCUCCAAGCUGGCCAGGGCGUCGGGCUCGUAGGGCCGAGCACAUCGACGCUUGUGACCCUCUCCGCUGGCGCGCUCGAGCGCCCCUCUUUCUGGCUCGGUGCGGCCGGGUUCGUGCUCACUGCCUUCUGCCUCGCACGUGGGGUAAAAGGUGGGAUAAUUUACGGCAUCUUAUUCGUGACCGUAGUCUCAUGGUUUCGCGGGACCCAAGUCACGAUUUUCCCUCGCACCCCCGUCGGAGAUGUGACCUACGCCUACUUCCGCCGUAUGGUCGACUUGCAUAAAAUAAAGCACACUGCUGGGAUGGUGGAUUUCACCGGGCUGAAAAAGCGGGCAGCUUGGGUCCCGCUGCUUACCCUUCUGUACGUGGACAUUCUCGACACAACAGGGUCGAUGUACUCGAUGGCGGAGUACGCGGGGUUCACGGACGAAAAUGGGGGAUUCGAAGGGGAGUAUUGGGCAUUUUUGGUAGACGGCGGCUCCACGAUCGUGGCAGCGGCGUUGGGGACGACGACGGUUACCACGUACAUAGAGUCGACGGCAGGUAUAAAGGAAGGAGGGAGAAGUGGUUUGACAGCGGUGACGACCGCGGCGUGUUUUGUGAUGGCGAUAUUUUUUGGGCCGGUAUUGAUGAGUGUGCCGAGUUGGGCAGUGGGGCCAGCGCUGGUGAUGGUGGGGAUGAUGAUGAUGAAGUUGAUUAAGGAGAUUGAGUGGGGGGAGGCAAAGGAGGCGGUGCCGGCUUUUCUGACGAUGAUAUUGAUGCCGCUGACAUUUUCGAUCUCGAAUGGAAUAAUUGCGGGGAUAGGGGUACACAUUGUGCUGCAUCUGUAUGAAUAUGGGGAAGCGGCAGCGAGAUGGAUAUGGAGAGCGAGGGAGGCUUUCGGUGAGGGGAGAAACCAGGUGUCGGCCGCAGCAGGAGAAAUGCAGCAGGCGGCGACGGUACCGCCUGUUUGAUGAAAUGCCAUGUCCAUUGAGACGCCCUGCUGCGAACCAGAAGAUGGUGCGCUAAUCUGCUUUCGAUGGAUGGAUCAGAGUGGCACUAUUAGAGAAAG
Molecule: messenger RNA, 1728 nt
Organism: Phalaenopsis equestris
Lineage: Eukaryota; Viridiplantae; Streptophyta; Magnoliopsida; Asparagales; Orchidaceae
Product: adenine/guanine permease AZG2
Exons: 1
Coding region: 44-1630 (528 amino acids)
Biological process (GO): transmembrane transport
Cellular component (GO): plasma membrane
Molecular function (GO): purine nucleobase transmembrane transporter activity
Source: RefSeq, a predicted model, not a curated record